Molecule: messenger RNA, 2732 nt
Organism: Boeremia exigua
Lineage: Eukaryota; Fungi; Ascomycota; Dothideomycetes; Pleosporales; Didymellaceae
Product: ATP-dependent RNA helicase-like protein rok1
Exons: 1
Coding region: 132-2378 (748 amino acids)
Biological process (GO): maturation of SSU-rRNA
Cellular component (GO): 90S preribosome
Molecular function (GO): nucleic acid binding; RNA helicase activity; ATP binding
Source: RefSeq, a predicted model, not a curated record
AGGAAGGUUGGCUGAGGCCCCACUUUAUUUCAUCUGAGUGGAGCUCGAACUUUUGCCAGCUGCAGCACUUUUUCCAGCACGCCCAACGUUUCUCACACACAAGCUGCCCCGCCGAGGCUCGACCGCCGGACAUGGACGUCUUCAAGCUGCUCUCGCGCUCCGCGAAACCCAGCGCAAAAGCAAGCGCGACCCAAAACCUGCCCUCUAGCGGCGCCGCAGCGAACCCGCAGCUGUUUGGGCACGACGGGCCGGCGUUCCAGGGCGCGAAGAACAAGAAGAGGAAGAGGGGGCAGGAUAAAGCGGGUGACGCCGAGGAGGACACCAGUAUUUAUGCUGCGUUGGACUUUUUCGGUGCGCCCAAGAGCACUGACGGCGAGGGCAAGAAGCGCAAGAAGCGAGCCGAGGCGGAGAAGGAUGAUGUAGAAGUCGUGGAUGGGGCUGGUGACUUCGCAACUGAGGUUCCCCCGGCAGGCGAGGCGUAUGAUGCGGCAGAGAGCAAGCACCUCCUGCGCUCGCACAAGCUCAAGAUCGCCGUCCUCGAGGACUUCGCCGCGCAGGACGCUCUGCAGGCGAAGGAACAGAAGAAGAAGGCCAAGAAGGAUAAAAAGGGCAGCAAGAAGCACAAGGAGGAAGAGCCGGCGGGCAAGAAGAAGGACAGCAAGAAGCCGCUCUACCCCCAGCCGCUCACCGACUUCGCCCAGCUGCGCACGCGCUACGCCAUCUCGCGACGACUUGCGGAGAACAUACAGGAGCAGGGCUACAAGCUGCCGACAGAGGUCCAGCUCGGUGCGCUGCCGCUGUUACUCGGCGGCAAGACGCAAGCUUCCUCUGACAGCGCGGCUGCGGAGAGCUCGGGCGCAGAGUACGGCGGCGACAUCGAUCUCCUGACCAUUGCGCCGACAGGGAGCGGCAAGACGAUUGCUUUUCUGAUACCCGUCAUCAACGCUCUGCUCAGGGAGGGGACGACGGACGGCGUAGAAGGCCCGCGGGCGAUUGUCGUCGCACCUACACGAGAGCUGGCCGCGCAGAUUGUCAACGAGGCGAGGAAGCUGGCCAAGGGCACGGGGAUCAAGGCCACGCUGAUGAGGAAGGGCAUGGAGGUUGUGGAGCGCGGCAGCCAGCCGUCGGCAGAAGCUGAGGCAGAUGCAUCUGGCGACGACGACAGCGCUUCUGACUCUGAUGCAGCAGGAGAAGCUCAGCAGAAGACGCCCGACCGCAGACGCGCUGAACGCGUCAAGGCCGCCAUCAUCGUCGCAACUCCUCUGGCGCUCCUCAACGCAUUGAAGCGGAGAGACGGCUCAGUGGCUGACCUCCCCAGCGUCCGCCACGUCGUUCUCGACGAGGCAGACGUGCUCCUGGACCCGCUCUUCCGCGAGCAGACUCUCGCUGUCUGGAACGCCUGCACAAACCCGCUUCUCCGCGUCGGCCUCUGGUCCGCCACCAUGGGCGCCUCCGUCGAGUCCCUCGCAACCUCCACGCUCAACACACGCUGGGAGACCCUCAAGUCCAGCUCCACCGACCUGCCCCCGCGCCCCCCUCUCAUCCGUCUUGUGGUCGGCCUCAAAGAUACCGCCAUCCCCAACAUCCACCACCAACUCACCUACGCCGCAACCGAGCAAGGCAAGCUCCUCGGCCUGCGCCAACUCCUCCACCCCACCGCCACAACCACCACCCCGACCCUCCGCCCCCCCUUCCUCGUCUUCACCCAAACCAUCCCCCGCGCCAUCGCCCUCCACUCAGAACUCCUCUACGACAUCCCCCCCGAAGCCGGCGGCUCCUCGCGCCUCGCCGUCCUGCACGCCGACCUGUCCCCCGCCGCCCGCGACGCCAUCAUGACGCGCUUCCGCCGCGGCGACCUGUGGGUGCUGAUCACCACGGACCUACUCGCGCGGGGGAUCGACUUCCGCGGCCUCAACGGCGUCGUCAACUUCGACGCGCCCUCGUCCGCAGCCGCAUACGUCCACCGCGUGGGCCGCACGGGGCGCGCGGGCCGUGCCGGCGGCGUCGCCGUCACGUUCUACACGCAAGACGACAUCCCGCACGUGCGGCUUAUUGCGAACGUGAUCCGCGCCAGCGAGGCGCUGCGCGGCGUCCCCGAGGGCGAAGGGAGUGUUAAGAAGUGGCUCCUGGAUGCGCUGCCGGUGCCGAGUAAGCGCGAUAAGGCGGCGUUGAAGAAGAGGGGUGUUGAGGGCAGGAGGAGUGGGUUGGGCGGGAAGGAGGGCAGGAAGGCGAGGAUUAGUACGAAGAGUGGGUUUGAGCGGCGGGUGGAGAAUAGGCGGAGGGGCGCAGUCGAGGGGAGUCGGCGGAGGACGAGGGCGGAGGCGGAGGCGGAUGCGGAAGCGCAGGAGGGGGGUGCGUCGGAGGGUGGUGAGGCGUAAGGCGACAUAGAUGUCCACGUGCUAGAAUCCCGAUCGUGGACGGUGGGAUUGUUAAUCAUGUCCUCCUGUUUCUUCCCUCCUCGUUUGCCCGUGCCUCGUGGCCGUGGGUGAGCUACAGGCCAAUUUAGAAUCAACUUCAUCUCCAACUCCAACUCUGACUCUGACUCCAACCCCAAUCCCAACCCCACUUCCACCAACUACCCCCAGUGACCAAGAACCAGCGAACCCUCCACACAAGAAAACGGGACCAGCGCCCUCAACGACGUUCAGCAACAUCGACGGCAAGGCAUCCGUCUAUCCUGCUACUCCAACACAGCAUAAGUGUUGCUGAUUAAGGGGGUUGGCGGGCGGAGG